Molecule: messenger RNA, 1103 nt
Organism: Onthophagus taurus
Lineage: Eukaryota; Metazoa; Arthropoda; Insecta; Coleoptera; Scarabaeidae
Gene: Pex12
Product: peroxisomal biogenesis factor 12
Biological process (GO): protein monoubiquitination; protein import into peroxisome matrix
Cellular component (GO): peroxisomal membrane; peroxisomal importomer complex
Molecular function (GO): ubiquitin-protein transferase activity; zinc ion binding; protein binding
Source: RefSeq, a predicted model, not a curated record
UUUUAUAAGCAAAGUUUCAAACCAACUCUUAUAUUGGUUCAAAGUUCAAAUUAAUCUUAAGAUAAACAAUGAUUUUUGCAUUUUAAUAAAUAAUAUUAGAUAAACUAAAUAAAUGGCUGAAAAAGCAGCAAAUUUUGCUUUUACAUCCGAAGCGAAACCUUCAAUUUUUGAGGUUAUAGCCCAACGCUCUUUAAACAUAACCUUACACCCAGCUUUAAAACGAAUCGCGGAGUUUUUAGCAGAAAGUAGCCCAAAGCAUUUCAAUUGGUUGUAUACACAUUACGAGGAAACAUUUUUAGUUUUAAACGGACUCUUACAAUAUUAUUACAUAAAAAAAUAUGAUGCUUCAUUUUCGGAGUACUUUUACGGAUUAAAACGCAUCUCGUCCGAUGGUAAACUCCUUUCCGAUCAUCAAAGAAAGCUUUCAUUUCUAUUCCUGGUUAUUUUGCCGUAUUUAAAAAGAAAAUUAGAGGAACGGAUCAAUUUUUACAAGAUUCAAAACGCCGAGGGUGUUUUAACCUCAAAAACGAAAAAAUUACUUAUUUAUUCGCACUCAACGUUUGAUCUAACGUGGGGUGUUUGGGUUUUAAUUAAUUAUUUGCGAUACAUGUCGGAUAAAACUAUUUAUCAAAGACCGACAUUACAACUUAUUCAAAUCCAAUUGAUUUUGGUUGAGGAUCGUGAUGAUGUCUCGUCAUUUUGGGGGGCUCUAUUUAAAGGCAAAUUAAAGUUGAAAGAGUUUACUUCGGGGGUGUUGAAACACGGGUUAAGGACAUGUUUGGAAAUUGGAGCGUUUUUUAUACAAUUUUUGCAAACUUGGUAUGCGGAAAAAUCGGAUUUUAAUGUUACGGCUCUUCCCACGGUUCCCCCACCAAAUAUUGAUUCUAAAGCGAAAGCUUUGAAAGGAAAAUGUCCCAUUUGUUUACAACCGUGGAAAAUACCGACUGUUCUUCCAGCUUCGGGAUAUGUUUAUUGUUUUCCGUGUAUUGUGAAACAUUUUCGAGAGAAUGCAUCAACCUGUCCCGUUUCAAACAUUCCAGUUAGAGCUUUAGAUUUAGUUCGAUUGUAUGAUUCUUGACCAAAAUAAAUUUAUUUAAAACGUC